AUGGGGAAACUACAUAAUAGACGUCGAACCAGAUUGAGGGCGAACAAGAAGGCUCACCAUCAGGCCAUUGCUAUGCCACCGCUUUCCGCUGCACUCAUGCCCGUGCAGGCUACGCUUAACGACGACAUGAAUAUCAACCACCAGCAAUGUUUCACUCAUCAACCCAACCACAUCAACUCACUCAACUAUGCAAACAAGCAACACGAGGCUCGCCAAACUCAGUAUUAUGGCGUCGGCGAAGGCGAUGAGUCUGGAGAUCUCUGUCCUCUUAUGCUUCAAGUCGUCUUGGAUCUGUUUGAUGGAGUUGACUACGAAGACCCCUGA
This is a messenger RNA of Aureobasidium uvarum, 324 nucleotides long. Lineage: Eukaryota; Fungi; Ascomycota; Dothideomycetes; Dothideales; Saccotheciaceae. The record is from the annotation of a GenBank genome assembly.